AUGGCCGAUCAGUUGGUGCGCUGCGCUCGCCUGGACAAGCAGCUGAGGGAGCUGAGUGCUUCAUGCACGAUUUUUCAUCCAGAUGCUCGGGGACUGAGGGCGAGCCUUCGGGACGGGUGCGAGAGUGCCAUCCUCAAAGACCUGGCGCUGUCUAAGCGGAAAGGCGUGGACCGCUUGCUGUGGAGUGCGGUCUUUUACAAGCCCAUCGAAGAAUUCCGACGCAGAUUGACCUGCGGGGCUCAAGACGAUGUGACAGAGAAGGUGCAGGUCGCUGGGGAGGCCUUCCUGGACGAAGCCUAUGUGUUCUACGUCCUCCUGGCUUCCAAGAUACAGCGUGUGUAUGGAAGCGUGGGUCUGGUGCAGAGCCUGGGGCCGGAGGACGAAGCCCUCGUGGAGCUCGCCGGCGCGCCACGAGGGGAGCACAGCGCCAGCCCCCACGCCGAUGUGGAGGCGGCGGUGUGCCACUGCCACGUCGCCAUGGGGGACCUGCUCAGGUACAAGACGACCAUGCGCACCGCUGGCGAGGUGGACUGGGAGGCCAUAGAGCGCGCGUAUCAGACGGCCGCCUCCAUCCACGCUGCCUCGGGGGCGCCCUUCAACCAGCUUGCUGUGCUCGCGACCUGUCGACCAGCCCCCCGUGACCCGCUUGGCGCCAUGUACAACUACCUCAGGUGCGUGCUCCUGCUCGGAAUCGUAUGGGACGAUGCCGGCAGCACCAUGCAGUCCCUGGAGAGGGACAUGCACGCGACCCUGCAAGACCUGGCAUGGCCCCUGGCAGAUGCCCUGGCAGGGCGCUGCGCCAGCCUGGCACGGUCCUGCCCCGGCUCCAGCGCAGGGCUGGAGCUGGUGGCGUCAACCUGGCUGCUGCUGGCCUGGCUGCAGUCUGGGGUCUGCCGGCGACGGGGGUGCAUGGUUGAGCGGCACCAAGGGGUUCGCAUGCCCGGCCUCGCCGGCCUCGCGGGCCACGGCCUCGUGCUGAGGCCCGGCCCCGCGCGCAGUCUGCAACCCGUCCUGCCACUGGACUGGGUGCUGCGCGAGUGCGAGCCCCUGCAGCACGCCUACGCCCCGCUCUGUCUGGACAUGGCUGCAGGGGUGCAGACCGAGGCGGCUGCGCUGCCACUGUACUGGCAGCGCCUGCAUGACGCAGCCGCCGCUGCCCUGGGCAUGCUCACAGAGGCUGACUGA
Molecule: messenger RNA, 1185 nt
Organism: Auxenochlorella protothecoides
Lineage: Eukaryota; Viridiplantae; Chlorophyta; Trebouxiophyceae; Chlorellales; Chlorellaceae
Product: Telomerase-binding protein EST1A
Exons: 6
Coding region: 1-1185 (394 amino acids)
Biological process (GO): nuclear-transcribed mRNA catabolic process, nonsense-mediated decay
Cellular component (GO): telomerase holoenzyme complex
Molecular function (GO): protein binding; telomerase RNA binding; telomeric repeat DNA binding
Source: RefSeq, a predicted model, not a curated record